Triticum urartu is the source of this 707-nucleotide messenger RNA. RefSeq lists its product as uncharacterized. Gene Ontology annotation, molecular function: cysteine-type endopeptidase inhibitor activity. The record is from RefSeq and is a predicted model, not a curated record. Lineage: Eukaryota; Viridiplantae; Streptophyta; Magnoliopsida; Poales; Poaceae.
GAAAACUGCACCAGUGCACACCAGUGCUAGUGUGUGACACGCCACUAUGAGGUCUCUGCAGGCUGUGCUCGUGGCGGUCCUCGUCCUGCUUGCCGUCGCCGCGACGACAGACGCCGCGUGGGCGCCGAUACCGGAUCGCGACCUGAACGGCAUGGUGGUGCAGCAGGCGGGCCGGUUCGCCGUGCUCGUGCAUGACAUCACGCGCCGGACGACCCUGGUGUUCGUCAAGGUGGAGCGCGGCGAGAUGGAGCGGCCGGCGGGCGGCGGCCUCGGCACCAACUACAGGCUCGUGGUGACCGCGGCGAGGGCGCCCGGCGGGAGCAGGGGCCAGUACGAGUGCGUCGUGUGGGGCGUGCCCGGCUCGCGCACCAGCACCUGGAAGCUCCUCGGCUUCAAGGCGCUCUAGCUACAUGCAUGGCCACCGAGCACUCGUACGUGUGGGUGUGACGGUCCGAGGCAAAGCCGCGCGCGUACUCCGCUGAAUAAUCUACGUUUCCCCGGCAUAUAGUAUGUGCAUGGGUUUUUUAAGUACUGGUACACGUCGUUUAAUUUGUUACGCGAGUAAGGCACGGCAAAUACCUGUCUGCGUGCAGUCCGCACACAGUAGCGCCGGAAUAAGCAAGUCCGCACAGUCUUUUUUGUCAUCAUUGCCCGAAUGAUAUAUGUUGGUGAUUUUAUAAGAGUCUGGAUACUGUGAUUGUUCUCAA